Myotis davidii is the source of this 729-nucleotide messenger RNA. Its product is annotated as apolipoprotein R-like. The transcript is spliced from 4 exons. Lineage: Eukaryota; Metazoa; Chordata; Mammalia; Chiroptera; Vespertilionidae. The record is from RefSeq and is a predicted model, not a curated record. The coding region runs from base 81 to 647 and encodes 188 amino acids.
ACUUACAGAACAUUUCUUCAUUUUGAUUCGAGGUGUCUAAGAGAGCUGAGCCCAGUGUGGCACCUCUGAGACUCUGCACCAUGCCCCCCAAGUUGCAGGGCAUUCUCCCAGCCCUGUACCUCCUGGGGGUCUUGAUCCUACUGCUGUGCCCCUCAGGCCUGUGUGAUUGCAGAAUACCUCCUCGUCUCACCCAUGGAUCCCAUCAUGACAUAAGUUCAUUUUUCUCCUUUACGACUGUGGUGCACUAUGAAUGUGAUGAAGGAUAUGUUCUGGUUGGAGACCCCCAAAUCACCUGCAGAAGUUCACAAUGGUCAUCUCCAGCCCCUCAGUGUAAAGCGCUGUGUCUGAAACCAGAGGUAGAAAAUGGGAAGCUGUCUGAGAAUAAAGAUCUGUUUAUUGAGUCUGAAAAUGUCACCAUCCAGUGUGACUCUGGCUACGGUGUGGUCAACUCUCAGAACAUCACCUGCUCUGAAAACAGGACCUGGUACCCAGAGGUGCCCAAGUGUGAGUGGGAAGUCCAUAAUGGCUGUGGGCAAGUGGUAGAAGGCAGCAAACUCAUGCAGUGUCUCCCAAGCCCCACGGACGUGAAAAUGGCCCUGGAGGUGUACAAACUGUCUCUGGAGAUUAAACGACUCAAGCAAGAGUAAGACUUGAAGAGGAACACCCGUUAGAAAUCAAUACAACAUAAACCGAUGAACAAAAACAGAUCUAGAGACAGGAAGCAUCGAU